Molecule: messenger RNA, 3044 nt
Organism: Cloeon dipterum
Lineage: Eukaryota; Metazoa; Arthropoda; Insecta; Ephemeroptera; Baetidae
Product: protein HID1
Exons: 17
Coding region: 73-2640 (855 amino acids)
Cellular component (GO): Golgi medial cisterna; Golgi trans cisterna; membrane
Source: RefSeq, a predicted model, not a curated record
GGUGCACGUGUCUUUGGUUUGCACUUAUGUGUCAAGUCAAGUGCCAGCUGUGAAGAUUGGAGGCCAACAAAGAUGGGAAACACGGACACAAAAUUAAACUUUAGAAAAGCUGUUAUUCAGCUAACAUCGAAAUCUCAGCCCAUCGAAGCCACAGACGAUGCAUUUUGGAACCAGUUCUGGAGCGAAAACCUGAACAGCGUGCAGGACGUGUUUACCCUUGUUCCCGCAGCAGAGAUACGAGCUUUACGAGUAGAAGCGCCUCAAAACUUGGCUACGUUGUGUUACAAAGCCGUAGAAAGGCUAAUUGCAGCCGUCGACUCGAGUUGCAGAACUCAAAAAGACCAUGAGACAGUCCUGAACUGCGUACGACUGCUGACGCGGGUCCUGCCUUACAUUUUUGAGGACCCUGACUGGCGAGGAUUCUUUUGGACUAGCUUGCCAUCAGAAAAGGGGCAAAAUUACGAAAAUGAACACGCCACUCCUCUGGCUCAUUCGCUGCUAAAUGCCAUUUGUGAUUUGCUCUUUUGUCCAGACUUCACUGUUUCUGCCAGCAGGAAAUCUGGCCCAGACAAAGCUGAGGAUUUGAAUGCCAUUGACAGCUGUGAAUUCAUCUGGGAGAGUGGGGUGGGGGCAGCUCUGUCCCUGCCUUAUAAUGCAGCACAUGAUUCUAACAGGACAGAGCUCUUGAAGCUCCUUUUGACCUGUUUCAGUGAAACUAUGUACUAUGAACCUUCUGACAGUGGAAGUGGCCAAGUGAAUCGAUGGGUGUCCCACUUCACCUCUCCUGAGAACAGGCACGCCCUGCCAGUUUUCACCUCCUUGCUGAAUGUGUGCUGCAGUUACGAUCCUGUUGGACUUGGCUUGGUGCCGUACAACCACCUUAUUUUCAAUGACUCCAGGGAACCGCUUGUGGAAACCGCCCUGCAGAUUUUAAUCGCUACUCUAGACCACGAGGGACUACCCAACUCUAGUGCGAAUGCAGAUCAAUCACAGCAGAAUGCGAAUCAGGACAACUUGUUCAUCAACUACCUCUCGCGCAUCCACCGAGAUGAAGACUUUGGCUUUGUUCUCAGAGGCUUCACCAGACUUUUAAACAACCCGCUUGCCCAGACGUACUUACCAAACUCAACAAAGAAAGUUUCAUUUCAUCAGGAGCUUCUGAUCUUCUUCUGGAAGUUUUGUGAUUACAACAAAAAAUUCCUGUACUUUGUUCUGAAAAGCAGUGACGUCUUGGACAUUCUUGUUCCCAUCCUCUAUCAUCUCAACGAUUCAAGAGCAGACCAAUCUCGAGUUGGCUUGAUGCAUAUUGGCGUUUUUAUUUUGCUGCUCCUGAGUGGAGAGAGAAAUUUUGGAGUCAGGCUAAACAAGCCUUACACAGCAACUAUUCCUAUGGACAUUCCAGUGUUUACAGGCACACACGCCGACCUGCUGAUUACUGUGUUUCACAAGAUAAUCACAACUGGCCACCAGAGACUGCAGCCUCUCUUUGAUUGCCUCCUCACAAUUUUAGUGAAUGUUUCGCCAUAUUUGAAGACUUUGUCAAUGGUUGCCAGCACUAAGUUACUGCACCUGCUAGAAGCCUUCAGCACACCCUGGUUCUUGUUCUCCGCACCCACGAACCACCACCUUGUCUUUUUCUUACUAGAAAUCUUCAACAACAUCAUCCAGUACCAGUUUGAUGGCAACUCCAACUUGGUCUAUACAAUCAUCCGUAAGAGACAGGUGUUCCAUUCAUUGGCCAACCUACCAUCUGACUAUGUCACCAUUAAUCGGUCUCUGACAAGACGCUCGAUGCACGGCAAGACCAGGAUCCCAGCUAUGAGCCGCCCUUCGACUCCAUCGUCAAAUGUGCCUGCAACAUCAGAAAGCAAAGAAGUGAAAAGUGAAGGUGCCCCAGAAGCAGAUCAAAAUAGGACGACAGAAGAGGAGGAGGCCAUGGAGGGUUCUCGUCCAGCCAUGCCAGCUGAACCUGGAACUCUGAAAGCCACACUACCUGCCACUCCAGGCAUUGAGAAAAUUACCGAGAGAGAGUCUGCCCAUCCUUCGUCGUGCCAGUUGAAUGAAUUGACUGUUGGCUCUUUGUUGGGUCCUGAUAGUGAGCUGCCCUCUCAGCCAAAAAGUGCUGAGACUUCUUUGCUGCCCAUCACUGAGGAAACUGAUGGAGUUUCACAGCGCACCAGAAAGACUAGUCCGACGGGCAGUGAGUCUGGAUCAACUUCAAGCAGCCUAAAAAGAGCGCAAUCCUUGCGCCGCAGCUUGCAAUUGACUGAGGGAAGUUCCUCUCCAACACAGGGCACUCAGCAGUGGAACCCCACCUCAGAAUGGGUGUACAGCUGGAAGAGCAAGCUACCCCUGCAGACAAUCAUGCGCCUUCUGCAGGUCCUUGUUCCUCAGGUUGAGAAAAUCUGCAUUGAUAAGGGGCUGACAGAUGAGAGUGAGAUCCUCAAGUUCUUGCAGCACGGUACUCUGGUGGGCCUACUUCCAGUUCCCCACCCGAUUCUCAUCAGGAAGUACCAAGCAAAUUUGGGCACAACCAGCUGGUUCAGGACCUACAUGUGGGGAGUGAUUUACCUGAGAAACGUUGAUCCCCCAAUCUGGUACAACACGGACGUCAAGCUGUUUGAAAUACAACGGGUGUAAAUUUUUCCAAGCUUCGAAUGAACUUAAAACAACUAUCGCUUCAGUUCUGAUGGUAACCAACCAAAGUAGUCGACAACUAAAGAACUUCUAUAUAUUUAUUUACCACAUAAAAUUAUCAAGAUAAAGUAUUAACAGAUCGAUGUUGUGUGUGAUAAUGUGACCUUUGUGGUGUUAAAUUUUGUGACAAUAUUUGAUUUUUACAUUCUUUCAUUGCAUUUAUAUUUAAAAUCGUUGGACCCUUUUUUGGUAUAUGCAUAUUUGAAUUAACUUUGAUCUCUGUGUGAUUUUAAGAGGCGUAUAUGUGGAUUAUUUUCUCUAAUGAACCUGAAUUUGCACUAUUUAUUCAGGGUUAACGAAAUAUAAAUAGUAUAUCAAAUAAACAGCAAUUUCAGUCAAAAUGAAAA